Messenger RNA from Merops nubicus (carmine bee-eater), 870 nucleotides. It is a transcript of the gene PLEKHF2, whose product is annotated as pleckstrin homology domain containing, family F (with FYVE domain) member 2. The record is from RefSeq and is a predicted model, not a curated record. Lineage: Eukaryota; Metazoa; Chordata; Aves; Coraciiformes; Meropidae. Gene Ontology annotation, molecular function: metal ion binding; phosphatidylinositol binding.
AUGGUGGAUCGCUUGGCAAACAGUGAGGCAAACACUAGAAGAAUAAGUAUAGUGGAAAACUGUUUUGGAGCAGCUGGUCAACCUCUGACUAUUCCUGGCCGCGUUCUCAUCGGAGAGGGAGUACUAACCAAGCUGUGUAGGAAGAAGCCCAAAGCGAGGCAGUUCUUCCUGUUCAACGACAUUCUUGUUUAUGGUAACAUCGUCAUUCAGAAGAAGAAAUACAACAAACAGCACAUAAUCCCUCUGGAAAACGUCACUAUCGAUUCCAUCCAGGAUGAGGGAGACUUGAGGAACGGGUGGCUGAUCAAGACGCCAACAAAGUCGUUUGCGGUGUAUGCCGCCACUGCUACAGAGAAGUCUGAGUGGAUGAACCACAUAAAUAAGUGUGUUUCUGAUCUGCUUUCCAAAAGCGGGAAGACUCCCAGCAACGAGCACGCGGCCGUCUGGGUGCCGGACUCGGAAGCCGCUGUGUGCAUGCGCUGCCAGAAGGCGAAAUUCACGCCCGUUAACCGCCGCCACCACUGCCGCAAGUGCGGCUUUGUGGUGUGUGGGCCUUGCUCCGAGAAGAGGUUUCUUCUCCCCAGCCAGUCCUCUAAGCCCGUCCGAAUCUGCGACUUCUGCUACGAUCUGCUUUCCACUGGGGAGAUGACUGCUUGUCAGUCUGCUAGGUCGGACUCCUACAGCCCAUCACCGAAAUCAUCCUUAAAUGACGUAUCUGAUGAUGACGAUGAUGAAGACAGUAGUGAUAAGGACCAAACAUUUUUUCCGUGUGUUGGCAAUUUGUCUUUCAAACCGUAUGGAGCUGCUUUUGGGGGAGUCUGUAGUGAGGGUCCUCAGAAAAGUCCUAUUCUAGCCAUAAAAUACGCCUGA